Molecule: messenger RNA, 3997 nt
Organism: Cuscuta campestris
Lineage: Eukaryota; Viridiplantae; Streptophyta; Magnoliopsida; Solanales; Convolvulaceae
Source: the annotation of a GenBank genome assembly
AAGAAGAUCGUAUCUCUCUCACGCCCUACAUAUCCCUUUCCGCCUAAAGAAUUUUCCCUUCUCCUCGCCCCUCUCUGGAAAGAAGAAAUCUUGAGAAAGCAGAAAAUAAAUAGAAUCGAAAACCUCAAUUUGAAAUUGACAUUUUUGUCAACAGAAGAGGAAAAUAUUUGUGCCCAGUGCUUCUGAUUCAACAUCAGCUGAGAGGAUCGAGUCUAGGGUUUUGGAUCCUGUGGUUGGUCCAGCGACAGAAUUGCUUUGGAGAAUAAAAUUGGGGGUUUGGAUUUUUCAGAGAAUAUGAGUUUUUUAGCCCAAAGUAACAGCAGGUCAGAUAAUAGUCGCAGGGGUAGAAACUAUCAAGGACAAACUGCUCGACAGGAGUGGGUUCCUCGAGGAUCCACACCUACCACUUCCAUUCCUUCUGCUUUGACCACCACUGUGGAAAACUCUGCUGUUUCUGUUGGUGAUAAUGGGAGCUCAAAUGGGAUUCACAGGGAAUUUGGUGAUAGGUCGGUUCCCAAGGUAUAUUGGGGUAGGAACUAUGAUGCUCAUCAAGGGAAUGUGCUUAGACAUGCAAACCAAAGGAGAGGUAGGGAAAUGGGAAGGCAAACAGACAAUUUUGAAGGGAACAAAGUGGAGAAGAUGGGUGGUCCAGAUCAUAACAUGGAAACAGAACAGCAUUUGAAGGGCCCUACUUUGCCUCAGCUUGUACAAGAAAUUCAGGAGAAACUCUUGAAAGGAACAGUUGAGUGCAUGAUUUGUUAUGAUAUGGUUCGUAGAUCUGCAGCAAUCUGGUCAUGCUCUAGCUGUUUCUCAAUCUUUCACCUGAGUUGUACCAAGAAAUGGGCCAGAGCUCCUACAUCUUCUGACUUAACAGCAGAGAAGAAUCAGGGGCUUAACUGGCGGUGCCCAGGUUGUCAACAUGUACAACUCACUUCUUCCAAGGAUAUCCGCUACAUGUGUUUUUGUGGGAAAAGGCAGGACCCUCCUUCUGAUAUGUAUUUGACUCCACAUUCUUGCGGGGAGGCUUGUGGCAUGCCGUUGGAAAAGGUAGUUCCUGGUUCUGGCUUGAGCCAGGAAGAUCAUUGCCCUCAUCAUUGUGUCCUGCAGUGCCAUCCUGGACCAUGUCCACCCUGUAAGGCAUUUGCUCCUCCAAGAAGCUGUCCAUGUGGAAGGAAAAUGAUCACUACAAGAUGCUCUGAUAGGAAGUCUGUUCUUACCUGCGGCCAGCAUUGUAACAAGCUUCUUGGUUGUGGUCGCCACCGGUGUGAAAAAAUUUGCCAUGUCGGUUUGUGUGAUCAUUGUCUAGUUCUUCUUAACGCGUCUUGUUUCUGCAAGAAGAACACAGAGCUUAUUCAUUGUGGUGACAUAACUUUAAAGGGAGAAAUCAAUUUAGAAAGUGGCGUCUUUUCGUGCAACUCACAUUGUCAGAAAAAACUCAGCUGUGGAAACCAUGUCUGUCAUGAAAUAUGCCACCCAGGCCCGUGCGGGGACUGUGCUUUGUUGCCCAUCAACGUUAAGACAUGCUGUUGUGGUAAAACUAGCCUAACAGAAAUGAGAAACAGUUGUUUAGAUCCCAUCCCAACAUGUUCACAAUUUUGUAACAAAACCCUCCAUUGUGGGGUACACCAGUGUGAAAAGGUGUGUCAUUCUGGAAACUGUGCACCAUGUCCUGUGCCUGUGACUCAACGUUGCCGUUGUGGAUCAACAUCUCGUACCGUAGAGUGCUACAAAGUGUUCAUGGAGGACGAUGAAUUUACUUGUGAUCGGCCUUGUGGGCAGAAGAAGAGUUGUGGAAGGCACCGAUGUAGUGAGCGGUGUUGCCCUCUUUCGUCAAAUCCUCCUAACAAUUCCCACACUGGUGACAGGGACCCACACUUGUGUUUGAUACCUUGUGGCAAAAAACUAAGAUGUGGGCAGCAUUUUUGCGAGUCGCUUUGCCACAGUGGCCAUUGCCCUCCAUGUCUUGAGACCAUUUUCACUGAUUUGACCUGUGCGUGUGGGAGGACGUCAAUACCUCCUCCGUCGCCAUGUGGCACCCCUCCCCCAUCAUGCGAGUACCCAUGCUCAAUUCCUCAGCCCUGUGGCCAUUCAUCCACACACAGCUGCCACUUUGGAGACUGUCCGCCAUGUGCUGUUCCCAUAGCAAAGGAAUGCAUUGGUGGGCAUGUGGUUCUAUGGAAUAUACCAUGUGGAUCGAAGGACAUCAGAUGUAUCAAGCCUUGUGGGAAGACCAGACAGUGUGGCUUGCAUGCAUGUGAUAAAACAUGUCAUCCUGCACCUUGCGACUCUCCUGCUGCUGCGGUGGCCAGUGCUGGUGGUGGUCCAAGACCUUCAUGUGGUCAAACAUGUGGUGCUCCUAGGAGAGAUUGUAGGCACACUUGUACUGCUCUUUGCCACCCGUCGUCCCCUUGUCCUGACACUAGAUGUGAAUCUCCCAUCAAGAUUUAUUGUUCUUGUCGCCGGUUAAGUGCAAGCGUUCCAUGUGAUGCGGGGGGCAGAAAUAGUGCUUCUGACACUGUUUUUGAUGUAUUGAUACUACAAAAGUUGCCGGCACCCCUACAACCUGUUGAGACAAAUGGAAAGAAGGUUCCACUUGGUCAGAGGAAGCUAAUGUGUGAUGAUGAGUGUGCAAAGAUGGAAAAGAAGAAGGUGCUAGCUGAAGCAUUUGGUGUGAAUACCUCACAUUCUGAUGCGACACUUCAUUUGGGUGAAAAUCCUGCUGCUGCUUCUGAGGUGCUCUUAGACCUCCUUAAACGCGACUCUAAAUGGGUGCUCUCUGUGGAAGAAAGAUGCAAGUUUCUGGUCCUUGGUGGCGGAGGCAGCAGGGGUAGAGGUGGAGUCAAAGUUCAUGUGUUUUGCCCAAUGAUGAAAGAGAAGCGGGAUGCUGUUAGAAUGAUAGCUGAACGGUGGAAGCUCUCAAUCAAUUCUGCUGGACGGGAGCCAAAGCGGUUUGUUGUUAUACAUGCGACACCAAAGUCGAAAGCUCCUCCUCGCAUUCUUGGUGGAGCUGCUAAGGGAUGCACGGUCAACAUACAACCUGCAAUAUGUGACCCUUUUGUAGACAUGGAUCCUAGGCUUGUUGUUGCACUGCUGGACCUGCCACGAGAUGCAGAUAUAACUGCGUUAGUGCUGAGGUUUGGUGGGGAAUGUGAGCUUGUCUGGCUGAAUGACAAAAAUGCGUUGGCAGUCUUCAGCGAACCGGCACGAGCAGCAGCAGCUAUGAGGAGAUUAGAUCAGGGGUCUCCUUAUCAUGGGGCCGCUGUUAUAGCCCCUCCUCAGAGUGGUGGCGUUUCUAAUUCUUGGGGAGGAAUGUCUUGUGUGAAUGCUGCUGGAGGAGGAGGUGGUGGUGGUGGUUCAAUGCUGCUGAAGGAUAAUAAUUACAAUAACAACAAUUUUGCAUGGAAGAAGGGCAUAGUGGUAGUCCCUGAGGUUAGGGGCUCUGAAGAGGAGGGGGCCUGGAAUGGUUCGAACAUGGAACUCUCGGCCUGGAAGAAGGGGAAAGAAUCCUCUCCAUUUGCUCCAUCAAGCAGCAACAGGUGGAGUGCUCUAUCUGAAACCGCUACCUCAACUUCGUCGGCUCUGUCAAAAGUCAUGGUAAAAUGCUCUUUGAUUAACCACAACAACAAGUCCGCACCUCAUCAGGUGUCUGAAACUGAGACCGCAACCAAUGGACAUCAACAAAAUAAUUUUGAAGGAAGCAACACUGAUGCGGAUGCGGCAGAUGUGUUGGAUGAUUGGGAGGAGGCUUGUGAUUGAUAUGAUUGGACAACGACAAUAUGGAUGGAUGGGAGGGCCUCUGAUCAUUCAUUCUUGUAUUGAGUGUAUGGACUUUUCUUUAUCUAUCAUCCCUAUUAUUAGUAUUAAUUAACUAAACUAAAUUGCUCUCUACAUUUUCUUCCAAGUUCAUUAUGUUCAAUUCCGAUAUCAUUUCUUGAUCUGAACCUGCUGCUUCCUUUUGGUUUGAUCCCGGAAAUGUCAAUAAUGUUCUCAUUUACAU